Messenger RNA from Arabidopsis arenosa, 921 nucleotides. NCBI's taxonomy places the organism in Eukaryota, Viridiplantae, Streptophyta, Magnoliopsida, Brassicales, Brassicaceae. The record is from the annotation of a GenBank genome assembly.
CAUUACUUCUUCUCCGGUCUUUGAUUCCGGUGAUUACGUUUCUGUGUUUGCCUCCCUGAUCCUUUGGAUUAUGAUUAUCGAAAUCCAUUGCUAUUUGAGUCUUGAAUCAUUUCUUUAACGGAUCGGUUUGAUUGGAGAAAUUUUCUUGCGUUCUCAUCUGUGCUUGGUUAUGUGAUUCUCCGAGGGGGUUUUCUUUCUUUUUGUAUGAAACUUUGCUUAAUGAUGUACAUUUGAAGUCUUACAACAAUGUCUCAUGAUUCUUGUCCUUUGGUCAAAAACAUUCUUCUUCUAGACUCUGAAGGAAAGCGUGUGGCUGUCAAGUAUUACUCGGAUGACUGGCAAACUAAUGCCGCCAAGUUAAGUUUUGAGAAAUAUGUUUUCUCAAAGACCUCUAAGACCAAUGCUCGCACAGAAGCUGAGAUCACACUGUUGGACAACAAUAUUAUUGUCUAUAAGUUUGCCCAGGACCUUCACUUCUUUGUUACUGGAGGUGAAAAUGAAAACGAGCUCAUCUUAGCUUCUGUCCUUCAAGGCUUUUUUGAUGCUGUGGCACUUCUUCUGAGGAACAAUGUGGAAAAGAUGGAAGCCCUCGAGAACUUGGAUCUCAUCUUUCUAUGCCUUGAUGAAAUGGUCGAUCAGGGGGUGGUUCUUGAAACGGAUCCAAACGUCAUUGCGGGGAAAGUAGCAAUGCAGAGUACAGAAGCUAGUGGUUCACUCUCUGAACAGACACUAACUCAAGCGCUAGCAACAGCUCGGGAGCAUCUGGCGAGAAGUCUGCUUACAUGAGUUUAAUCAUGGCCACACAUAAUUGAAGAAUGGACUUCAAUCAUUCUUCAAUUUCUUUGAUGAGCAACUUUUAUGACUAGAGUCUGACUGUGAGUCUUCCGGUUUGAAAGUCUCUAAUAAUUAAAUUCUGCAUGC